GUCUUUUUCAUAGGAUUGGCUAAGCCAGUGAAGUUUGAUGAAAUCGACAAAGCUAAAGAAGAAAAAAAGCGAGGGAUUACAAUCAAUAUAGCUCACAUUGGAUAUGAAAGUGCAGCCAGGAGAUAUUCCCAUACUGAUUGUCCUGGACAUUCAGAUUUCAUUAAGAACAUGAUUUGUGGAACGGCUCAAAUGGAUGCUGCUAUUUUGGUGAUCGCUGCCACUGACGGUGUAAUGGCUCAAACUAAGGUGCUCAAGUAA
Molecule: messenger RNA, 258 nt
Organism: Haemonchus placei
Lineage: Eukaryota; Metazoa; Nematoda; Chromadorea; Rhabditida; Trichostrongylidae
Source: the annotation of a GenBank genome assembly